Letharia columbiana is the source of this 807-nucleotide messenger RNA. RefSeq lists its product as uncharacterized. Gene Ontology annotation, biological process: 'de novo' protein folding. Lineage: Eukaryota; Fungi; Ascomycota; Lecanoromycetes; Lecanorales; Parmeliaceae. The record is from RefSeq and is a predicted model, not a curated record. The transcript has 3 exons. Gene Ontology annotation, cellular component: endoplasmic reticulum membrane; endoplasmic reticulum. Bases 1 to 807 code for a protein of 268 amino acids.
AUGAUCGUGUCGCUACGGUCAUCACUGGCCGCGAGCGCGCUGCUUAUAUACUCGAUAUCCGCGCAGACAGAUCCACAAUUAACGGGAACAUGGACCACCAAAUCGAGGAGCGUCAUCACUGGACCAGGAUUCUACGACCCAGUGAACGAGAAAAUCUUUGAGCCUGCUCUGACAGGCUUUUCAUAUUCCUUUACCGAUGAUGGCCAUUACGAGGAGGCGUACUACAGAGCCAUUUCAAAUCGUGCGUCGUUGAUCGCCCACCCCAGCUCAGUUGAUGCAAGCUCUAACUACUCUCUAGCUGGCGACCCUUCGUGCCCGCAAGGCAUCAUACAAUGGCAGCACGGCACAUAUGCGAAAAAUGCAAAUGGCUCUCUCACCCUGACACCAUUUGGAGUCGAUGGUCGCCAAUUGCUUUCAGAUCCCUGCAACAAUGCCAAUGCCAUAUUCACCCGCUACAAUCAAUUCGAACUCUUCAAGGACUACGAAGUUGUCGUAGAUGGUUAUAGUAAAGCUCAGCGCCUCAAUCUUUUUGCAUCCGAUGGCUCCCCUCUCAACCCCAUGUAUCUCGCCUACAAUCCACCGGAAAUGCUACCGACUCAGACCUUGAACCCCACGGCUAGUGCUUCCGGCGCUGGAGCUACAUCCACAGGGAAAGCAAAGCGGACUCUCGAAGAUAUGGAUAGUUUCGUCGAGCCUUUGAACAAGAGCGUUCUGAGGAAACGGAGAGAGCCUGUCAAUGCUGAUAAAUGGUGGUGGAUGGGUGUAGGUAUGACGGCUUUGGGGGGCAUAGGAUACUAUUGUUUUUGA